Messenger RNA from Emiliania huxleyi CCMP1516, 1821 nucleotides. RefSeq lists its product as hypothetical. The record is from RefSeq and is a predicted model, not a curated record. Bases 1 to 1704 code for a protein of 567 amino acids. The transcript has 5 exons. NCBI's taxonomy places the organism in Eukaryota, Haptophyta, Isochrysidales, Noelaerhabdaceae.
AUGGAGAGACCGUUGCUGCAGGAGCACGUCAUACCCGCCGCUGGGCGACAGUGGUGGACUUGGACGGCCCUUGCGGCCACUGCACUCGUCCUCUCUUGCCUCCAACUCAUCUCCAUUCACCGAGUUGGAGAGUUGCAGUCGGCGGUCGCCCCGCUGACGUUGCAGCUCUCACCAGCGACUGAAGCCGUGCAGCUGAGUCAUCUGAAGAUCAAGGGCAAGUUGCUCGAAAAGCCGGGAAAGUACCUCAUUGGAGGCCUCACUCCGCCCGUCGACCAAGGCUCGCGCGCCAACUGCUGGCUCUUCGCCAUCGUCGGCGUGCUUGAGGACUCGUACCGCCGUCAGGGCAUCGAGCGCGGCUGGCUGAGCGAGGACAUGUACCUGUACCUCUCUCGGCAGUCGCUCGGCAUAUCCAUCAUGGACAUCUGCAAGAAGCACCCGAGUGGGCUGUGCCCGGCCACGACCAGCGCGGACGGGUCGGUCAUCGCCUGGGGGAACACGACCAACUGGGCCGACGAGAAGCUGCUGUGGUACCUAAAGGAGCUGGGCACCAAAGCCCUCCCCGGCUCCGUUUGCCCAUACACCGUCUCGGCGACCGGCGAGAAGGUGUGCGAGGGCAUGGAGGCCGCGCUGCAGACCAACCCGCUCGAGUUCAAGGUCAAGCGCGCCGACAUCUUUUACGACAUUCCCGACAUGCAGCGCGCGCUGAUUGAGAAGAAGCGCGCGCUCACCUUCUCCAUCUCCGUGCUGAAGGCUGAGUUCUUCUUCCCAUGCACGAAGGCCACCGCCAAAACCUACAAGGGUUGCGACCCGGAGGGCGACCAGUGCGUUCCCUGCCCGCUGACCAGGGCCUUUGUGGGCAUCGCCUGCUGCAUCCCGCAGACGCGCGCCGCGGUGACGAUGGCGGGCGAGUGGUACCACCGCCCCAACGGCAAGCAGCUAGUCCUCGGCGGCCAUGCCAUCAACGCUGUCGGAUAUUCGGACAGCUACACAGACGAGUGGGGCAACAAGGGCGGCCUCAUCGUGCGCCAUGCGUGCACGGUGCGCAACUCGUGGAAGGACGGGCUCGGCUUUGCGCACGGCGCCACGGGCCAUGGAUCACACUCGGCCGCGUGGUACAUGCGCGAGGUGAGCGAGAAGGACGAGGCGCUCGUCUGCCCGAACCCGCACAGCCCGCGGGAGUGCGUCGGCGCCAAGGCGGUCCUCGACGCCAAGCAGGCGCACCAGCCGCUCAACCUGACUUGCUCCGACAACUCGAACUUUGUCGCCUCCGGGACCGUCUGCGUCAAGGGUGGGACCUACUUUCUCAACAAUCUCACCGAGUGGGACGGGGAUGGGCUGUUCAUUGCUUGCUUCGUCGGCGACGGCCACCCAGAGGCCCGCGCGCCGCCGCUCCUUCGUGGCGUAGUGUGUGCUCCGCCCCUCCUCCUCGACGACCUCUCCUCGAUCAUGGUCCCGAGCAAGCUCGAGCACAUCAACGACCCGGACGUGUGCGGGUACAACUUCAUCUCGUACGCGACUAUCGAGAAGACUAUGUCCCGCAUCGGCGGCAUCGCGGCCGGCGACUUCACGGUGGAGUGGUCGCGCACGUCGUAUGAGUCGCAAAAGGACUUUUACACGCCGACGCCGCGCAACUACUCGCUGAUUGCGGCGAGCACGCGCAAGAUGCCAAAGACGCGGAUCCAGGCCGGUGGGCUGUGGCUCUGAGACUGGAGCGGGAAAGGACAAAGGACGGGUGAGCGGCUAUCAGGGAGGGGGGAGACAGGGCUGGUGAUGGGAGGAGGUGGUAGGAGCCGCAUAUACACUGUGCCAGUGAGUGAAAAA